ACCAUCUAACACUCCCGAGUUUCUACGGAUCUUUCUAAAACCAUUUCCCCAUUUUUUUUGGGUGAAGACGAUGAAUCUGCUCUUCGAUUCUUGAAUCGACCUCACUCAAUCACCCUCCCCCUUGUUCCACCCACCGAUCCUUAUCGAAUCCGAGCUCAAAAUGCUCUCUCAAAUGGAGUUCGAGACCCACGAAGACGCCUACACCUACUACAAAGACUACGCCAAAUCCGCCGGCUUCGGAACGGCAAAGCUAAGCAGCCGGAGAUCGCGAGCCUCCAAGGAGUUCAUCGACGCCAAAUUCUCCUGCAUCCGCUACGGAACCAAGCAGCAAUCCGACGACGCGAUCAACCCUAGAGCCUCCCCCAAGAUCGGCUGCAAGGCGAGCAUGCACGUGAAACGCCGCCCCGACGGCAAGUGGUACGUCUACAGCUUCGUCGAGGAGCACAACCACGAGCUCUUACCGGAACAGUCUCAUUUCUUCCGGAGCCACCGAGUCGAAUCUUCAGAUCCUCGUCUCCGGAGGAAUAAGAAGAGCAAUAAUAAUCCGUUGGCUGAUUGUUCGAAGCAUCUCACCGCUUAUCACGAUCUAGCGUUUCUAGACGGUUACACGAGGAAUAAUAACAAUCAGCGCGAUAGAGGACGGAGGCUCGCGAUCGAAUCUCUUGACGCGCAGAUCCUUCUCGAGUUUUUGACACGUAUGCAGGAAGAGAAUCACAAGUUCUUCUACGCCGUUGAUUUUAAUGAGGAUAAUGUUUUGAGGAAUGUGUUCUGGGUCGAUGCUAAAGGGAUUGAUGAUUAUAAGAGCUUCAACGACGUCGUUUCGUUCGAUACGAGUUAUGUGGUGAGUAAGUUUAAACUCCCGCUCGUUGUUUUCGUUGGCGUUAACCAUCACGUGCAGCCCGUGCUGCUAGGAUGCGCGUUGGUUGCGGAUGAAAGUGUUUAUAGUUAUGUUUGGUUGAUGGAGUCUUGGUUAAUGGCGAUGGGUGGUUUGAUGCCGAGAGUGAUGCUUACCGACCAAGACGAUGGUAUCAAAGCAGCUGUGUCUGCUGUCUUGCCGGAGACUCGUCAUUGUUACUGCUUGUGGUAUUUACUUGACAGGCUUCCUCGGAAUCUUGAUUACUGGGGGAUGUGGCAAGACGCGUUCUUGAAGAAGUUUUUCAAGUGUGUGUACGGUUCGUGGUCUGAGGAGGAGUUUGAUAGGAGGUGGGUGAAGCUGAUAGAUAAGUUUCAUCUCAGGGAUGUUCAGUGGAUGAGGUGUUUGUACGACGAGCGUAGCUUAUGGGCGCCUACGUUUAUGAGGGGAGUGACGUUUGCUGGGAUGUCAACAAGGUAUCGUUCGGAGAGUGUGAACUCUAUGUUUGAUAGGUAUGUUCAGUGUGAGACUUCGCUUAAGGAUUUCUUAGAAGGGUAUGGGUUGAUGCUAGAGGAUAGGUACGAAGAGGAAGCGAAAGCUGAUUUCGACGCUUGGCACGAAGCGCCUGAACUGAAAUCUCCAUCGCCUUUUGAGAAGCAGGUGUUGCUUGUGUACACUCACGUGGUGUUCAGGAGGUUUCAGAUCGAGGUUCUGGGCGCUGCUGCUUGUCAUUUGACGAAGGAGAGCGAGGGAGGAACGACUUACAGUGUUAAGGACUUUGAGGACGAUCAGAAGUAUCUGGUGGAGUGGGAUGAAUCGAAGUCGGAUAUUUACUGCUCUUGCCGUUCGUUUGAGUACAAGGGGUAUCUGUGUAGACACGCGAUUGUUGUUCUCCAGAUGUCUGGCGUUUUCACCAUUCCGAUAAACUACGUGUUGCAGAGAUGGACAAACGCAGCUAGGAACAGGCAUCAGAUCAGCGGGAACCUUGAGCUUGUGCAGUGUAAUAUCCGUCGGUUCAAUGAUCUUUGUCGGCGAGCUGUUAUAUUAGGAGAAGAAGGGUCUCUUUCGCAAGAGAGUUAUGAUGUCGCCAUGUUUGCGAUGAAAGAAGCUUUUAAACUAUGUGCUAUUAAAGGUAAUACCAUCGAACAUCCCACCAUAGAUCAUAUCCAUGAAAACAAUCAAUAUGGAUCCACAUCGAAGCAGAUUGGACUCGAACAUAACAUUCAGCAUGUGGGCAAUGCUGCAGGGCAAGGUGAAACCAUAAAGGAGAAGAGAAGUAGUCUAAACAAUACAUCUAAGAAGGCAAAGCAUGUGACGGAAUCUGGAAAUGUUGGGGAGGGAAGCCAAGAAGGGUUUCAACAUGUUGUGGCUGGUCCAAGACCGUUUCAGGCGGGAUUAGCAGCGCAGUUUCACAACACGAUCCCAGCAGUGUUUCAAAACGUGAUCCCCACGGAGUUCCACAACAUUCAGGCUACAAAUAUGCAUCAGAACAAUCCCCCUGGGUGAAAGUAAAAACAAAGACAGCCAACAAACUUGAUAGGUUCUUGUAUGUGUAAUGUAUCUCCUACUCUCCUUGUUCAACGCCUUAUUUUUUUGGUUGCCUUGUAAUAGAGUAAAGGGUGUAUGUGUCUGUUGAUAAACCUGAUGCACGGAUAGGCGUCUGCAUGUAAGCUAAUGAAAUUGUCAUGUUUGGUAAAUGCAAAGCAGAGUUGGAGAAAGCUCA
Brassica oleracea var. oleracea is the source of this 2576-nucleotide messenger RNA. Its product is annotated as protein FAR1-RELATED SEQUENCE 4. Lineage: Eukaryota; Viridiplantae; Streptophyta; Magnoliopsida; Brassicales; Brassicaceae. The record is from RefSeq and is a predicted model, not a curated record. The transcript has 3 exons. Gene Ontology annotation, molecular function: zinc ion binding. Gene Ontology annotation, biological process: regulation of DNA-templated transcription. Bases 161 to 2359 code for a protein of 732 amino acids.